GGCCCCGCCCCUCAGUGAGCGUGCGUCAGAGUCAGUGUGACGCAGCACAAUCUGUGGUCUUAAGCACAGCAGCAGCGCGCAUUAACACUCUUUUUUCUUAAUUAAACGCGUUAUUAGCGGUCAUGGCGCAGAGCAUGCUGCUGUACUGGGGCUCCGGUUCUCCGCCGUGCUGGAGAGUCAUGAUCGCGCUGGAGGAGAAGCAGCUGCAGGGAUACAAACACAAACAUUUGUCUUUUGACAAGAACGAACACAAGUGUGAAGAAGUGAAAGCUCUCAAUCCCAGAGUUCAGGUGCGUUCAGAUAGCGCGUUUAAGUCUCAAGGCACCCGUCUGAUCCCAGACGACCCGGCUGAACAAGCGCUCGUCUACCAGCGAGUGUUUGAGACCAACAACCUGCAGCAGAAAAUGUGUAAGUGCCCUCAACAGUCAACACACUUCAGCUCUAAAAACAUGCAAACGUCCAGCUUCAGCUGCUGCUUCUCGUGUAGCGCGUUUAAGUCUCAAGGCACCCGUCUGAUCCCAGACGACCCGGCUGAACAAGCGCUCGUCUACCAGCGAGUGUUUGAGACCAACAACCUGCAGCAGAAAAUGUAUGACGUGGCUUUCUACGAAUGGUACGUUCCUGAAGGAGAGAGGCAUGAAUCGGCUCUGAAGAGGAAUAAAGAGAGUUUAAUCGCAGAGCUCAAACUGUGGGAUGGAUACUUGGAGAAGAUGGGUAAAGGCUCGUACCUCGCUGGCAAGAACUUCACUAUGGCUGAUGUGGUUUGUUUCCCCGUCAUCGCGUUUUUCCCGCGACUUCAUUUGAAAGCAGUAUCAGAUAUUCCUGAUGGAUCGAACAUAUGCACUGUUUUUUGUUCAGAUGACGUGGCUUUCUACGAAUGGUACGUUCCUGAAGGAGAGAGGCAUGAAUCGGCUCUGAAGAGGAAUAAAGAGAGUUUAAUCGCCGAGCUCAAACUGUGGGAUGGAUACUUGGAGAAGAUGGGUAAAGGCUCGUACCUCGCUGGCAAGAACUUCACUAUGGCUGAUGUGGUUUGUUUCCCCGUCAUCGCGUUUUUCCCGCGACUUCACUGUCCUCCGGAGCGUUGUCCCAGACUGAUGGAGUACUACAAGAUGCUAAAGGACCGUCCCAGUAUUAAAGCCAGCUGGCCUCCUCACUGGCUGGAGAAACCUGAGGGUCAAGACAACCUCAAGAACCUGUGAAGAACAUCCUGAACACACCAGCAGCAUAAAACCAUCACUUAAUUCAGUUUUAUGUUCAACUUACUGUAUUAAAUCACAACGCUUGACUGUGAUCAGUCUCCUUUACAGUGCAGCAGCUUCAGUUUGUCUGAUGUUUGAUAAUUAACAUCAAUCAUUUAUCUUUAACCCAGCAGGCCACUUUAUUUGUGAACUCAUUUUUUAAGAUAAAGCUCGUUGUUGUGUCUGUAAUGAUUAACGUUUUAUCCUGUUCAGUCCAAAUAAAGAACAUUUUUUACCACCAGUUUUAAGUUAGCACUACAUUAUAUUCACACC
Sinocyclocheilus grahami is the source of this 1511-nucleotide messenger RNA. Its product is annotated as glutathione S-transferase A-like. The transcript is spliced from 9 exons. The coding region runs from base 123 to 1199 and encodes 358 amino acids. The record is from RefSeq and is a predicted model, not a curated record. Lineage: Eukaryota; Metazoa; Chordata; Actinopteri; Cypriniformes; Cyprinidae.